AUGCGAGUGAGCACCUGGUUGGUUAUUCCCGUUGUACUAGGCGCACUGUGCUUUGCGCUAUCACAAUUUACUAUGAAAGAAGUGGAGGAUGCUUGGUAUGGGCAUUCUGUUGCCAAUGUGACUUCAGAGUCGGCUCAGCUGAAAAAUCAGAAAUAUGUGGGUAAUCACACUCCAAAGACAGUUGGCCUUGAAGAUCACAAAGACCAUCCUCUAGAGGAAAGCUUCUGCUGUUGCACAAUAGACACAAUCAGCAGUGGCACUAAGGAUAUUGCUAAACUCUUAAACAACAUAACAAAGCGACCAUUUUUUCGUUUCUUCAAAGUGAAUUUGGAGAAGCCUUGUCCUUACUGGGCGGUUCAACUUCUUUGUACGAGCGAAAAAAGUAGCUGUCAGGUUUGUUCGUGUGAUGAAAAUGAUGUCCCUGAGGCUCUUAAAUACUCACAUGAUAUGAGCGAUCCUUCCAUAAGUGAUUCUCAUGUUUUGUAUACAGCACCAAAUCCUCUGAACGUUGAUCAGUGGGGUAUUUGGAGGGAUGCAGACACGGCUGCGUCGUAUGUUGACCUUUUUCAAAAUCCUGAGGGAAACACAGGGUAUUCAGGGCCUAUGGCGUCUCGAGUGUGGCAGGCUAUUUACAAGGAAAACUGCAUGACAGACACCUCUGAAGAGGGUGUGUUAAAUCCUGAAAAGCAAUGCAAGGAACAACUAAUUUUUAAAAAGUUGAUUAGUGGAUUACACACUUCUAUUACAAUGCAUGUGGCUACUUUUUUUCACAAGGACGUUGCGGGAACAUCGCCGUUAAAAGAGUUUGGAGUGUUGAGAAACCCCAAUAUUUCCUAUUUCCCAAACUGUGUGAUGUAUGGGCGGGUCGUAAGCAACAAGGAAUUUGUUAAUAAUCUUUAUGUACUCUAUCAAUUUAUUCUCCGUGCACUUACAAAAAGCAGGUUGGAGUUUCUCUCCGAUCUCAAUGCAUUUAACUCUGGGAGUAACGGUGUGCCUACAACGGAAGAUCUCCUUCUCCAUGCAGAACUUCGGGAACUUUUUAAUAACCAUUUAUUGUGUUCUCCAACUUUUGACGAAACAAGAUUUCUGGAGUCAGCAGAAGCGCAUCGACUUGUUCCACAAAUGAAGCAAAUGAUGUAUAACAUUACAACCUUGAUGGAUUGUGUAACCUGUGAGAAAUGCCGCGUGUGGGGAAAACUUCAAACUAUGGGCAUUGCCACAGCACUCAGGAUUGUUAUGGUUCCUGAAGACACGGUAUCUGGACUCAGUCGAGGAGAAAAGGUUUCCCUCAUCAACCUGGCGCGUCAGCUUGCGAUUUCAGUUCAAAGUUUUCAUGUACUGAAGGCUGUAUGUCAAAAAAUGGAAGCUGCGCAAAAAUAG
Messenger RNA from Trypanosoma rangeli, 1380 nucleotides. Its product is annotated as putative endoplasmic reticulum oxidoreductin. Gene Ontology annotation, cellular component: endoplasmic reticulum membrane; endoplasmic reticulum. The record is from RefSeq and is a predicted model, not a curated record. The transcript has a single exon. Gene Ontology annotation, biological process: protein folding in endoplasmic reticulum. Lineage: Eukaryota; Euglenozoa; Kinetoplastea; Trypanosomatida; Trypanosomatidae. The coding region runs from base 1 to 1380 and encodes 459 amino acids. Gene Ontology annotation, molecular function: thiol oxidase activity; protein-disulfide reductase activity; FAD binding.